GCUGGGGUGGGGGUGGGGACAGCUCCACCUGUUGCUGCCGCCUGAGCAGCGCUGGCCUGAUGGGACGGCCCCUCCUCUCUGUGCUCCCCCCCCCAUAGUUCCCAUCCAUUGUCAUCAACUGUCUCAGCACUGCUAUAUUUAAGGCCCAUGCAGGCUCCAGGAUCACAUUCUUCUUCCAGUCCCCGCUGAGCCCAGGGCAAGAAGGAACCGAGGUCCCUCUCAUCCUCUGGAAUCUUCUCACCUAAGUGGGCACAGCUGCUUCUGUUGUUGCUCUCGCAGCCAUGACUCUGCCCCACAGCCCCGGAAAUGUGGGGGAGCCCCGGCCCCCCCAGGCCGUGGAGGUCGUCCACCGGCUGGAGCACCGCCAGGAGGAAGCGCACAAGGAGGAGCGGCAGCACCACCUACACAUGGGUUCCUCAGUGCGGAGGAGAACCUUCCGCACCAGCGAGGAAGAGUUUCAGUUCACCGCCGCAGACUACGCCCUCGCAGCAGCCCUGGCUCUGACAGCCUCCUCAGAGACAUCUUGGGAGGCCCAGCUGAGGCGCCAGACCUCUGCGGUGGAGCUGGAGGAGCGAGGGCAGAAGCGGGUGGGCUUCGGCAAUGACUGGGAGAGGACGGAGAUCGCCUUCCUUCGGACCCAGUGGCUGCUGCGCCAGAGACGCGACCGAAAGGCACUGAGACGACGGACGGAGGAGAAGGUCCGGGAGGCCAAGGAGCUGAGAGAGCUGUGUUCCGGCCGGGGGCCCUGGUUCUGGAUCCCUCUGCGCUCCCAUGCCGUCUGGGAGCACACCACAGUUCUGCUGACCUGCACUGUCCAGGCCUCGCCUCCACCCCAGGUCACCUGGUAA
Messenger RNA from Herpailurus yagouaroundi (jaguarundi), 848 nucleotides. Its product is annotated as myomesin-3-like. The transcript is spliced from 5 exons. Bases 282 to 848 code for a protein of 188 amino acids. The record is from RefSeq and is a predicted model, not a curated record. NCBI's taxonomy places the organism in Eukaryota, Metazoa, Chordata, Mammalia, Carnivora, Felidae.